Messenger RNA from Microdochium trichocladiopsis, 914 nucleotides. RefSeq lists its product as uncharacterized. The transcript is spliced from 2 exons. The coding region runs from base 274 to 750 and encodes 158 amino acids. Lineage: Eukaryota; Fungi; Ascomycota; Sordariomycetes; Xylariales; Microdochiaceae. The record is from RefSeq and is a predicted model, not a curated record.
CUGCAUAAUGGUUAGAUUAGUGAUAUCCCGGUCCACAACUCAGUGUGCGUGAGCGACUAUGCUGUCACCACCAAAUUGAACGACAUGGCGAAAUACGAAAAAGCACAUAGACACCGAGUGACCUAUAAAGUCUCGCUCAAGACCACUUCAUCUUUUUGCAAGCAACUUUUAAGGUCCAUCAGAAACAAGGCAGCCAUUGUCACCUGACCUCGAAGUGCAACCAGCCAAAACAACAAUCUAUCACCACCACAAACCGACUAAGCGGCACCCACGAUGCGCUCUGCCGCGAUCUUCACCUUGGUCCCUCUGCUCGCUGCUGGGGGCAUGGCUUUACCCACUAGCAACGAGAUCGACACGCGCCAGGACAAUAUCCUGGUCAUCUUCAAGACCUACGCAGACGCCCCCAAGUGUCGCCCCGGCCAAGGGUCCGACGACUACAGCAACAUUGUCUUGGGCUACCGCUCGCAGGCGAUCAGCGGCGAGUGUCUCAAAUUCAGCCAGGCCGGCGGCUGGGAUGGGCUCAAGGCCGUGGCGCACUAUGCGACGGACGAUUUGAACGCUACCGGUGCGUAUAUGAUAGGUGACCGUGUAGGUUGCGAUUCUCCUGCUGAUAUCUUGAGGUCUUCGGUGCUAGCGUAUGCCUAUCCGAACGGCGAUUGCGUUGACAAUGGCCACAAGGCGGCGCUUUUUGACAGCGUGUGCCAGUCGACAUUGAGUAAGUACUUGUCGUGGAACUUUGUCAAGUGGUAGGGGGCGGAACAUGGAGAAGGGACGAAACUUGCCUUGAUGUCCAGAGGGUUGAUUACGGUUCUCACUGUCCGCCACGACUCGCUGCGAUCAUCCAAGAUGGUAUAGGUGUAUGCGUGCAUCAAGUCCCAGCCCGCUUCCAUGGUUUCGGAACAGGGGCACCUGCA